Molecule: messenger RNA, 6323 nt
Organism: Cornus florida
Lineage: Eukaryota; Viridiplantae; Streptophyta; Magnoliopsida; Cornales; Cornaceae
Product: pentatricopeptide repeat-containing protein At1g22960, mitochondrial-like
Exons: 7
Coding region: 327-2522 (731 amino acids)
Molecular function (GO): protein binding
Source: RefSeq, a predicted model, not a curated record
AUUCUAAUUCGGAAGCCAGACACAGACGGUGAUCGAAUUCGGAUCAAAAUCACGGGGGAGUUGGAUUGGGAGUUAGGGUGUAGUGGAUGGUACAGGAUCCAAAGUGCAUAGGUUCCGGGUCCCCGGUCAAGUCGCACCCAUUAGUCUCUCUUUAAUCUCCGGUCUUCUCACGCAAACGGAUCCAUGGCGAGCGAUCAAACCAACCAUAGAACGCCGCCAGUAGUGUCUGCUUAUUUGUGAAGGCGCUCAAAACACAAAACCCUCUGUAUUAGCGGCAAUAGCUUCACUACCUCGCACAUGUGUGGCUCAUACUGUACCAUCACUCAAUGACCCUCUGUGUGAGAGCUUCAAAAUCCAUUGCCAGCACUGGUAGAAACUUCGUCUCUCUCAAGGUACGCCUAAUAUUCUCAUCUUCUCUUUGUGAAUUUCAAAACACCACCACAAAAACAGCAACACACUCGGAGACCCAUUUUCAGAAGAAAAUAUUCAAAAUCUUUGACGAAAAACCCUGGGCUUUUGCCAACACUCACUGGGUAGUCUCGGAAGACUUUCGAGCUCUAAUUCUGGACCCAGGAUUGUUCAUACGAGUUCUCAAUUUGAUUCGGAUGCGCCCAAGAAUAGCGCUUCGGUUCUUCAGAUGGGCUGAAGGUCAACAGGAGUUUAAGCACUCGGAAUUUGCUUUCUGUACAAUUCUUGAUAUUCUGGUUCAAAGUAAUUUGAUGCGACCGGCUUAUUCGGUGAUGGAGAGGGCAAUUAGUUUGAAUUUGAAUGGAAUUGUGGAUGUUUUGAUUGAUGGGUUUGUGGACUCAGGUGUUUCCAUUAAGUUACUGGAUCUUUUGUUAUGGGUGUACUUUAAAAAAUCAAUGCUUGAACAAUGUUUGAGACUUUUUGAUCAGAUGGUAAGAAAUGGGUUAUUCCCAGAUGUAAAGAAUUGCAAUAGAAUUCUUAGGAUACUUAGAGAUAAGGACUUGGUGAAUAAAACAAGGGAAGUGUAUAGGAUGAUGGGUGAGAUUGGGAUUAAGCCCACCAUUGUUACCUAUAAUACAUUACUGGAUUCAUUUUGCAAGGAAGGUAAAGUGCAACAAGCGCUAGACCUUCUGCUUGAGAUGCAGAGGAGAGGGUGUGCUCCAAAUGAUGUUACCUAUAAUGUGUUGAUUAAUGGGUUGUCAAAGAAAGGGGAAUUCGAUCAAGCUAGGGGAUUGAUCAGAGAGAUGUUACAUUUGGGAUUGAAAGUUUCGGCAUUCACGUAUAACCCUCUGCUGCAUGGGUACUGUGACAAGGGGAUGCUUGUUGAGGCUUUGGGGAUUUGGGACGAGAUGGUGGUUAAAGGAGCUUCUCCUACUGUGUCUACUUAUAAUACAUAUAUGUAUGGACUUUGCAAGUGGGGAAGAAUGAUAGAUGCUAGACAACGUUUUUCUGAAAUGUUUGAUAAGAAUUUGGUACCUGAUAUAAUUUCCUAUAAUACUUUGAUUUAUGGGUACUGUCGAUUGGGGAACAUAAGGGAGGCUUUUCCUUUGCUAUAUGAGUUAAGGUGUAGGAAUCUCGUUCCCACCGUGAUCACCUAUAAUACUAUUAUAGAUGGCCUUUGCAGACUGGGGGAUUUGGAGGAUGCUAGUAAACUCAAAGAUGAAAUGGUCAAUCAGGGGAUUCUUCCUGAUGUUUUUACUUUUACUAUUCUAGUGAAUGGUUCUUGCAAGUCAGGGAAUUUACCAAUGGCUAAGCAAUUCUUCAAUGAGAUGUUGCAUAAAGGAUUGGAGCCAGACCACUUUGCAUACACAACUAGAAUAGUGGGUGAAGUGAAGCUUGGUGAUAGAUCCAGUGUUUUUAAUCUGCAGGAAGAAAUGUUUGCAAAGGGGUUCCCUCCCGAUUUAAUCACCUAUAAUGUUUUUGUAGACGGGCUUUCUAAGUUGUGCAAUUUGGAAGAAGCAUGUGAGUUGUUGCAAAGGAUGGUUCGUGAUGGUCUUGUUCCUGAUCGUGUGACAUAUACUAGCAUCAUUCAUGCUCACUUGGAAAUGGGGAAUCUAAGAAAAGCCAGAGAGUUAUUCUAUGAGAUGUUGAGCAAAGGCUUAUCCCCAUCAGUUGUGACGUACACAGUAUUGAUUCAUGGGCAUGCCCGUAAAGGGAAGCUUGAACUGGCAUUUAUGUAUUUCUCAGAAAUGCAGGAGAAAGGUGUCUUGCCAAACGUGAUCACCUACAAUGUGCUGAUUAAUGGUCUAUGCAAAUUGAGAAGAAUGGAUCGGGCUUAUAGAUAUUUUGCUGAGAUGGGAAGUAAAGGAAUAUCCCCAAAUAAAUAUACCUACACUAUAUUAAUAAAUGAGAACUGUGACUUGGGUUAUUGGCAGGAGGCUUUGAGAUUGUAUAGGGAAAUGAUUGAUAGAGGAAUUCAGCCUGAUUCUUGUACACACAGUGCACUUCUAAAGCAACUCGGAAAAGACUAUAAAUUGCAUGUAGUCCAGUACCUUGAAUACAUAAUUCUAGGUGGUGAAGAAUCUGCCAAAGCAAAGACGUCACAGAGCCUUUAAUGGUGUUCUAAGUUUCUCAAAUGAUCUGUAAGAGAGUGAAUAAAUGUUCUCUGAGAAAUUAAUCUCAUUCAACUACCAAGUUGCUUCAGAGACUGGCUGGUAGAUUCCCUUGGACAAGCCAGCAGACGCAGAUAUGUGAAUUUGGUUGCUCAAGGGUUGAGAAGCCAAUAACUACUUUGUGUUCUAUUCAUUGAUGGGUGCAACUAAAAGAGAUGGAGAACAGUCCUUGGCUUCCUUGUCUAUUCACUGGUUGGCUUUGUUUUCUAUCCUUGGCUUCGUUUUCUAUACACUACAAGGAUUCAAUGACAGGUGGUGAAGAAUCUGCUGAAGCAAAGGCUUCAUAAAGCCUUUGAUGGUGUUCUGGGUUUCUCAAAUGAUCUGUAAGACAGUGGAAUAUCUGUUUUCCGAGAAAUUGGUUUCGUUUCACUACUAAGUUACUCCGGAGACUGGUUGGUAGAUUCACUUGGAUGAGUCAGCAGGUAAGAAUACGUACUCUUUAAUUUGAUCAAAUAUUACAUUUUGGUUUUCUCUUAGUUCUGAUAUUCCCGCUUUUUGUUUCUUCUCUUUUUUUUUAUUAUUUUUUUUAUUUUAUAAUAUGAAGAUGCAGUUAUGUGAAUUUGGUUGUUCAAGAGGUUGGGAAGCCUUUGUGUUCUAUUUACUGAUGGGCACAACUAAGAGAGAUGGAAAACAAUCCUUUGGUGUCAUUGACUAUUUGACUGGUUGGCUUCGUUUUCUAUGCACUGGAAAAAUUCAAUGACAGGUUGCAUUCCCUGCCUUGGAGGAAUUGGAAAUUAUAAACUUGGAAAGAAUUACCGUGAUAUGGAUCAACCAAUUACUCCUCCAAGAACAUUCCUUUCAGUGUCUCAGGCAGAUGGAGGUGCAGAAUUGUCACAAACUAGAAAACGUGAUUCCAUCUAUAUUGUGCUCCCAGGGUUGCAGAAUCUGGAAAUACUGAGCGUUAAGUGGUGUUCUUCAGUUGUAUCUGCAGUUGAAGUGCUUACCACUGAAAAAGGAUCUGCACCAGCAGAAGCAACAAUCAUACUCCCUCGACUAUGAGAAAUGUGGCUACAGGAACUACCUAAACUGAUGCAGACAGGGUUGAAUAAAGAGAAACAUUCAGACAGACUACAUUCGUAUUUAAAGCUCAGAGUUCUCAAACUUUUUAGUUGUGAUAGUUUGAGAAAUAUAAUCCCGAUAAUCCUGCCGUCCAUAGCAAGAAAUCUUGUUCAACUCCGAUGUUUAAAGUAUGCCACUGUCAGAAGAUGGAAGAGAUAGAUGGUUGCAAGAGACAAGGAGAAGAAGAAGCAGAAGCAGUCAAUGAUGAGAUCCUUUGUUCUCUAAAUGGAAGACUAUGAGACUUGAAAUGUUGGCAAAUCUUAAACAUUUCUGCUACAGUUGUGUAUCCAAAAAAGAAGAAGAAGAAGAAACAACAGAUGAAGACACUCCCAAAGUACAAGCCUCGUCAAAUUUGAAUAGUUUCUGCUGCCGUUUUGAAUCCAGAGACGAAGAUACUGUGGAGGAGGAUAUUCCCAAAGUACAAGGCCUUAUCAGAUAGAGGUGGUGUUCCCUGCCUCGGAGGAAUUGACAAUUGGAAAAUUGGAAAAGAUUGCAGCAAUAUGGGAGAACCAAUUAUUUGUAUUCCUGGAAGCAGAAGACACCUUUCAGCACCUAAAGCACGUGGAAAUGGUUCAUUGUCACAAACUGGAGAACUUGAUUCCAUCAUAUGUGCUCCCAAGGUUACAGAAUCUGGAAAUACUUCAGCGGUGUGAUUCAGUUAUAUCUGCAAUUGAAAUGUUUGUUACCAAAAAAAGGGGUCUGCAACAAUCAUACUCCCUCGAUUACAAGAAAUGUGGCUACAGCAACUACCUAACUUGAUGAACUGUAAAAAAGAAGAAGCGGCCAGUGAUGGGGUCCUCACUUUCCCUCAAUUAAAGACUACGAGACUUGAAAAGUCAUCCAAAAAACAAGAAGAAGAAAAAAAGAGGACAUUUCCAAAGGGCAAGACCUCUUCAAAAAUAAGGAAGAAUUGGCACUCUCAAAGCAUCUUGGAAGAUAUUGGGCAUGGUUUUAAUAACCCUGCAAGCCUUUUUAGCAAUGUAGGAGUCCUGGUGGUGGACAGCUGCACUGACCUAGAUGUCUGUACCCUGCUACUGAGGUUUGAGGUUGUUGAAGAACUCUGAAAUCUUGCAAACGUCUGAGAUAUUUAUUCUCAUUCUCAAUGGCAAGAAGUCUUUAGCCACUUCCUUUGUCGUUGGGACUCAAAAUGACCCCCAUGCAUAUUUAGAUAGUCACCUCUUCUGAGAGGAUUGCACAGAGCUUCAAAAUGAGAUGCCUUCUUCAGGAAGCCGUAUCUUGUUGACGAGAAGGUAGCUCCAAAAGUAGCUACUACAGUGGGGAACAACAAUUCCGCUAGUGUUAGACAUUAGGAGUUGUAAUGUUAUAAAAGAAAUAGUAAUUAGACCUCAAGAACAAGGAGAAAUAAGUGCAAUGGAGGAAAUUAGAUUCCCUCAGUUAGAGUUGCUGCACCUUGAAAAUCUGCCCAAUCUCUUGUAAUUUUGUCGGGAAAAUUAUGCUUUUCAGUUUCUGUUGUUAAAGAAGUUAGGCUGCACGGAUGCCCCAAACUGCUGACUUUCACAUCCGGACGCAUAAGCAUGCCGAGGAUACAAGAAGUAUCUGAUCUUGAUGAUUAUGGAGCACUGCAGCAAGUCACAGACCUUCAUGACUCUUAUCUACGAACCAUUCUGAAAAGAAAGUAAUUCAGGGAAUAGCAUUGUGGAAUGAUGAUGAAUAAACAAUUUCUGAUGAAGAAAAGAGAAGAGAAACCACGAUGAAGAUGAUCUUCUGCUAAGUCAGUGAAGUAUGUACUAAUCUCUCUCUCCCUAAAGAAUGUUGCAGCCUUUGCAUGCAAACUGAGACCAAAAGUAGGCUGUUCGAUCUUCUUGGCUGAAGAGGAUCAAGCUACUGAAGUUUCCUUUGGAAAUACUACUUAUUCCUUCUUUAGUUUCUUUCAUUUAUCAUAUGCCAAAACGAAAAAAAAAAAAAAAAAGGUUUAAUGUGAAUAGAACUAGUCUUUGUUAUUGUUAUACCUGAGAACAGGUGGUUUUAAUUUGUAUCUUUCAUGUUUUAGGAAUAUGAAGGUUCAAUGUAAAUAGAUCUAGUCUUUGUCAUUGUUUAUUCAUAUGAACAGGUGGUUUUUGGCAUCUUUUAUGGAUUUCAUAUGUAAGUUUAAUGUGAAUAGAACUAGUAUCUGUUAUUGUAUCCCCACAGAACAAUUAUUGAGCUCUUCAAUGCAUGUCUUGUAUGCCUAGGAGUGAAUUUUGUUGCAAACAAAACAACUAUUCUUUUGUAAUGUUCACUCAAGACUCUAAAAUUCUGUUAACACGGUAGCAGAUCCGGUAAAUGCAAGAGCAGGCCAACUGUUCUACGCGAAUUAACUGGUCUACCUUUCAUAUAAAGUUACGUAGUUGAGUUUCGUGUGUAUCUCUUUGUUAUAUAUAUAUAUUGCUAUGUGAUGCAUUGAGGUGAAAUCCAAGUUCUCUAUCAUAGGUAAAAUAAAAAUAAAAUGAGAACAAAGAAUUAUUGUCUUACUAUGUCUCUGGGGGAACCCAAUUCAACGUAAUUUGUAGAUACCAUGAAAACUAAUUUGACUUGCUUGUUCGUCCUCUCCUAACAAAGCAUUCUCAAACCCUAAUUCCCAACAUAAUUGACAAUGCCCUCAGCAUAUUUAACAAGUAAUCAUUAAAAUUAAUUCAAAGACAAGAAAGAAAUGGUAGUAAUAAAAAAAUAAAAAAACAAGAACAA